Trichomonas vaginalis G3 is the source of this 291-nucleotide messenger RNA. Its product is annotated as spectrin binding. The record is from RefSeq and is a predicted model, not a curated record. Gene Ontology annotation, molecular function: protein binding. The transcript has a single exon. Gene Ontology annotation, cellular component: nucleus; cytoplasm. The coding region runs from base 1 to 291 and encodes 96 amino acids. Lineage: Eukaryota; Parabasalia; Trichomonadida; Trichomonadidae.
AUGCUACUUAUUUCUCACGGUGCAGAUCUUAAUGUAUCAAAUGAUCGUGGUAACAUACCACUUCAUUUUGCUGUCAAAAAUAAUAAUAUGCAAUUAGUUCAAUUUCUUCUUUCGCAUGGCGCAUUUGUAGAUUCAAAAACCAACAAACAGAAAACUCCUCUCCAUCGUGCCGCAAAGAAAUCAAAAGAAAUGGUAGAACUUCUCAUCAAACAUGGCGCAAAUAUAAAUGAAACUGCACAUGAUUUCAAAACUCCACUUUAUUAUGCCAUAUCAAAAAUAAACAAGAAAUAA